AUGUCCAAACAGCCAGAAAUUGAUCAAGAGCUAGUGGCUGAAGAUACCGCUGGCUACAAAGUCACAGAUAAGAAAACCAUUGCCGAAUACGCAAACCUGGACGCAGAAGAUGACUCUCUUAAAAAAUGGAAGGAAUCUCUUGGUCUCAGCACAGGUGCAUUAAUUGGAGACCCCAAUGACAAACGUCGAGUAGUGGUAUUGGAGUUGCGCGUUGAUGUGGAAGGUGCUGAUCCCAUUAUUAUCAAUCUAGAAACCCCUGGCGCUCUUCAAAGCCUUCGCAAAUCUCCCAUUGUCAUUCGUGAACGCUCCCGGUACCAACGCCGUCUUAGAUUCCGGGUGCAACAUGAGAUCAUUACAGGUCUCAAAUACCUGCAGUCGCUUAAGCGCUCAGGCAUUCGUGUCGAUAAAUCACAAGAGGUCUGCGGGUCAUAUCCUCCCAAUACUGUCGACAAGCCCUACUAUGAAAAGACCUUUGCCGAGGAAGAGGCUCCUCAUGGAAUGUUGGCACGAGGAACCUAUGACGUUACAUCCAAGUUUGUCGAUGACGAUGGCGUCACACAUUUGGAAUUUGCAUGGCAGAUCGAGAUUAAGAAAUAA
Molecule: messenger RNA, 597 nt
Organism: Magnusiomyces paraingens
Lineage: Eukaryota; Fungi; Ascomycota; Dipodascomycetes; Dipodascales; Dipodascaceae
Exons: 1
Coding region: 1-597 (198 amino acids)
Biological process (GO): Rho protein signal transduction
Cellular component (GO): membrane; cytosol; cytoplasm
Molecular function (GO): protein binding; Rho GDP-dissociation inhibitor activity
Source: RefSeq, a predicted model, not a curated record